AUGACUUCUUCUACACUAUGGGGCCGUCGACCAACUCCUGGAAAGCUUUCUCUGCCAUUAUCUAAUACCGACGGUAGUAACGAGAAUAACGGUCCUCAGUCCGCCCGAGGGUUUGGCUCGGGGAGAGGGAGAGGAGGGGCCGCCAGCAGGGAUGGCAAUGCCCGCUUCGACCCGCUCAGUGCCGUGGCUCCAUUGAGCGCUGGCGGCUCUUUCAACACACUCGCAUCCCCAAGUACCGCUUUCAGUCUGGGCUCGGGAGCCUUUGCAUCCUUCGGUUCCUCUGUGAAAACUCCCACCAAGCCGCCUGCCGGUGAUCCGAUAGCUGCGGCCGGUGCACCAAAGGAAAUCCUGGGACCCACCCCUACGGCUUCCGCGGCUGUGACUCCUGGUAUCAACGGCCCAACCUUUGCAUCCGCUGCCGCUGCUGCAACCCAGAAGAAGGCUCCUGUCGAAAUCACGAGGUCACCCUUGCGCCACACCUGGGUCGUCUGGUAUCGAGCUCCCGGCACCAAAUUCCAAGACUAUGAGAAGUCGACCCAGAAGAUCGCUGCUUUCUCCACUGUCGAAGAGUUUUGGAUGAUCUACUCUCACCUUCGUAAACCUCGAAGCCUUCCACACGUUUCCGACUACCACCUUUUCAAACAAGGUAUCAGACCCGUCUGGGAGGAUCACGAGAAUCGCAAGGGCGGCAAGUGGAUCAUUCGUCUUAAGAAAGGUGUCAGCACCCGUUAUUGGGAGGACCUUGUCUUGGCUAUCAUUGGUGACCAAUUCGGGGAGGUUGGUGAAGAUAUCUGCGGUGCUGUUCUCAGUAUCCGCAAUGCGGAAGAUGUUUUGAGUGUUUGGACCAAAACCGAUACCGCCAUCACUCUCAAAGUCCGCGAAAAUAUCAAGCGUGUCAUCAACUGCCCAACGGAAACGGCCAUCUUGUUCAAGACUCACGAUGAAUCAAUCGCCAACGAACGCAAUCAAAACCAAGGACAGAACCAGAACCAGAACCACACUCAAACCCAACGAAACCAAGGCCAGUACAACAAGCAGGACCGUCAACAAAACAAGCAGCACUAUAACAAUCAUCACUACAAUAACAAUAAUAACAACAACAAUAACCAACAGCAGAAUCAGCAAACUGACAAGCGUGAUUAG
Molecule: messenger RNA, 1143 nt
Organism: Orbilia oligospora ATCC 24927
Lineage: Eukaryota; Fungi; Ascomycota; Orbiliomycetes; Orbiliales; Orbiliaceae
Exons: 3
Coding region: 1-1143 (380 amino acids)
Biological process (GO): translational initiation
Cellular component (GO): eukaryotic translation initiation factor 4F complex; cytoplasm
Molecular function (GO): RNA 7-methylguanosine cap binding; translation initiation factor activity
Source: RefSeq, a predicted model, not a curated record